AUGAAAGAACAGAACGAAUUGGAAAAGGAAGAAGAAGGAAAAAAUAAAAAUACCUUUUCUAACGUUAAUAUAAAAGUUGAAGCAUAUGGAGAAGGUGAUUAUAGAUUGUUAAGGUAUUUACCUGAUGGCUCAUGUGUCUUUGAAGAAAUACCGAAUGAAGAAGACAAAAACCAAAAGAAUUUACAACAAUAUGCUCAGUUGUUUUAUUCAGUAAUGGAUAAGAUGAAUCAAGCAAAAGUUAUUGAUGAGAAUUUAAAAAAUAAUAAAGAAUGGAAUAAAGCAGAAGAAUAUCGAAUUUUAGUAGAAAAUGAUUUAAAAGAAUUAAUGAUAUUAUUUGAUAUGUUAUUAGGUACACUUAAUUAUGAUAAGGGUAGAAAAUUUUUAUCCUUUAAUAAAUGUCAAUAUAAUAAAGAUUCAGAAGAAAAUAAACAAGAUUUAUAUAUAGCUGUUACAAGUAGAAAAGAACUUUUAGAGAAGUUAAGAGAUUUAUGUGAAAAAACAAAAAUACAAAUUGAUUCAAUUAAUGGAAUUAUAGGACAAAAAUAUUAUCUAUGUUUUAUAAAUCAGUUAAUUAAACAUUGGAAAAUAUUGAAUAAAAAAUAUUCAGAAAUGGAUUAUAUGCAAUUUGAUAAUAAUUUUCCUUAUGUAACACAAUUAUCUGUAGAAUUCUUUUUUCUUCCUUCUAUAUUUUGGAAAUUUUCAUCCAACCCUAUAUUUUUAUCUUGGCCUCCGUUUCCAUCCUUUUCACCCUUUAAAUCACAAUAUGCUCAUUUAACAUUUUCAUUAAACUAUUUAGAAGAAGAAGGAGAUAUGCAAAAUAUAAUCAAAAACCUUUCAAAAAAAGAAGAGAAUUAUAUAUCAGAAUUGAAUUAUGAUAAAGAACUAGACAAUUCUAGUGUUAAGGAAAAUGGUGAGCAUAAUGAUAUGGUUGAUGAAAAUAUGGAGGGAAAGGAUUCGUUUCUGAUGGAUUCAGUUGAUAAUAAUUUUGAUCAAAAUGGUUGUAAAAAUGUAGAUGAUUUACAUAAACAGAUGUAUACAAAUAAUAAUCAAAAGAAUUAUAAAAUUUAUUAUCCGAACAUUAAAGAAGACGAAAUAAAAAUAUUUAAUUUAUUAGAUAAGACAAGUAAUAUUAAAGUUCAAUUUGAAGGAAUAGCUUCUCAUUUCAUAGAAAAUAAUUAUAUGUUACAAUUAGAUUUGUUCCCUCUUAAUGUUAAAUUAAAUAAUACACUUGAAUAUAGUGAAAACGUAUUACAAAAAAAAAAAAAAAUAAUGGAAAAAAUGUUUCCACAAAUCGUAAUUCCAAAGAAUAUCAUUUUUGAUCAAGCCAAGAAAGUUCAUGAAAAGUUAUCUAAAGCACAAUGGGUUUUAAUAGAUAAAUCCAUUUUUUCUAUUUUAGCUGAACAAGCUAAUAAUUUAAAGGACAAAAAUAAUGACAUAACAAUCAAUUUGGAUAAUAUACAAGAUGUACAUAAAAAAAUUAAAAUUCAUUGUACACAAAUAAAUCAUCAAUCAAUUGAAUUCUUAAUUCAUGAUAUCAAAAUUUCAUCAUUGUCGAAUAAAUAUAUUCCAGUAGAUUUCUCUUUAGUUAUUUCAUAUGAAUCUGUAGAUAAUCCAAACAUCAAAGAUGAUAAAAGUAGUAUAUCCGAAGAUGAAAAUACUUCUUCGGGUCAUAAUAAAGAUAUUGAUAGUCAAUAUACUUAUAAUACAACUAAAAUGAGUAAAUCUGACAAAGUAGACAAUACCGAAAAUAUCAAAAAUUCAGAAAAUAUAAACAACAAGCAAGUUUCAAUAACUAUAAAAAAUAAUACACGUGAUGAUAUCGUAUAUGAAAAAGAUGAAGCUAUUUCUAUAGAUUAUGAAUUAAUACAAAUAUUUUUAAAUUUAUCAUUAUCCAAAAUAAGAGAUUUAUUUAUUUGUUCAUGGAAAUAUUUUUCUUUUGAAUUACCAUAUUAUUCAGCAGAUAUACAUCCAUUAAUUUAUCAAAAUAAUUUUUCUGAUUAUAGAUCCAAUCCAUUGAUUACAAAUUUCUUUUCGUGGUUUUUAUCAUCAAUGAUUAAAUAUUUAAGAGUGAAAGAAAAAUUCAUAGGACCUUAA
This is a messenger RNA of Plasmodium falciparum 3D7, 2094 nucleotides long. RefSeq names its product putative mediator of RNA polymerase II transcription subunit 17 (gene MED17). The record is from RefSeq and is a predicted model, not a curated record. NCBI's taxonomy places the organism in Eukaryota, Apicomplexa, Aconoidasida, Haemosporida, Plasmodiidae.